AUGGCAACAGAUCACCUCAAAAGGAUUAUAGAUGCAUCAUACUUUAUGCCUUACAUAGCUGAUACAGCAAGAGAUGCCACACAAGAAGUUUUCGAAAAAAUUUGUAACAUUGUUAAAAGAAAGUAUAGUAAUUCUCCCCUUAAGCAUAAAAGGUCAAAGUCUACCAAAAGACAGAAAACUUUAGCUACAGAGGAAAGAAGAAACUCAGUGACUGAAAGACCAAUAAAAUGAGAAGAAGACCCAAUUGUCCUCAAAAAAAAGUCAAAAACCAUAAAACAGCUUCUGAAAAAGCUUCAAGAAGAGAAAGAACAGAGACAUAAAAAGCUGCAGGAAUUAGAUGAAGAAGCCAAAAAGAAAUUCGAAGAAGAAAUGGAAACGAACGAAAUUUUGCAGCAAAAACGAGAAGAAGAAUUGAGAAAAGAAAGGGUGCUAAAAGCCUUACAAAGGCGAGAAAAAGAAGAAAAGCACAAAAAAGAGCUGGAGGAUUGAAAAAUUUUGACUGAAAGGGAGUAUAAACAUGUGUUAAGCCAAAAAUAUUUGCAUGAAAAAUUACAAGAGUCGUAUGUAACUCAGGUCGUUAUGCCUGAGCUUGAAAAAAAGAAAGCAGAUCUGGCCCAAAAAAGGAUGCUGUUUCAGCCUAUAAAUAGAGAAGAUCUUAUUGAGCAUGCAAGAAGGCAUGACGAAAUUAUGAGAGACCUCCAAAAUAGAAGGGAAAAAGAAGUGCACAACCGAUCAAUAGAUUUACAAUACAGACAAGCGAUUAUUUCCUAAAGCAAACCCUUUAUUAUAUUUUUUCAGUUUUAAAUAGGAUUAUUUUCCAUCUAAAUAAUUUUUUUCUUUUAUAAUUAAUGACCCACAGACAAAUUUCCAAAAGUUUUCACUCAAAAGCGCUUGAUAUUUUAAAUGAAGAAGAAAAAAGACAAAAAGAAGAAAAAGAAAGAGAGGAGCUAGAAAGGAAACAAAGAAUCGAAAAAAAGCUGCAAUAUUCUGAGCUUGUAAAAGAGCUAUACAGACCUAGCAUUGAUGAGUAUAAAAAGCAAGAAAUGAAAUUGCUUGUAGAGAAAUUAAAGUUUCCUGUUCGGACAAAACUCCAUGGACAUAACUCUGCUGGGACUUAUGAAAAUACUACAGAAAGCGGCUCAAUGACUGAAAAGCAUCGAAUAAGGCGCAAAUGGACAAAAAAUCCAAUGGUCCCUGAGCCAGCUCCUAAAAAGGAAAUAAAGCAGAUAGACUUUCUUGCAGAAAUGAGAAUUGCAAGGCAUUCGAGAGGAACAAUCCGCAAAAAAUAUGAGCUGGAAAAAGAUUUAAUGUAUAUUAACCUUCAUGAUGAAGAAAACGCUAUAAAGCUGAAAGAAAAAGCUGAUUUAGUUGACAAAGAAAUUCUUAGAAAAGAAAGGACAAUGAGUUCAAAUUUGCCUGACCGUAAAAAAAUAGAAAUCGCUGAAGAGAUAAACGAUAUGAUAAUCAGCUCUAUCAAGGCUAAGCUAGCCAUUGUAAAUGCUACAGUUGAUUCAUAA
Blepharisma stoltei is the source of this 1517-nucleotide messenger RNA. The record is from the annotation of a GenBank genome assembly. Lineage: Eukaryota; Ciliophora; Heterotrichea; Heterotrichida; Blepharismidae.